GAGGAGCGGCCCCCUUCCAGGGCUUCCCUCACUACCUUAGGCCUCGCCCACAGGCCCCUUCCUCCUCUGGGCUUCCCCAGGAGCGCGAAGGAGGCGUGGCCAGGGCGGAGGAGGUGUUUUGACACCUCUCGCCCCCUCUCCUCGAUGCUGUGCAGUCCGAGGAGCUGCGGUUCUGCGCCACACAGGGCCGGGGCCUCGCCCAACAACCCCCGGAAUCCAUGGCACUGAGCCACCUCCGAGUUGCCACCGCUUUGCAGCAUUUCAACAGGGAGGAGCAUCAGAUCCUGCACUGAGAGGCCGUGAUGGAGGGACAAGAGGUACCUUUUGAAGAACUGCUGGAAAAAGCAAAAGCUGGGGAAAUUCAGGCACAGACAGAGGUGGGAAAAUGCUACUUGAGAUUAGCAGAAGACCAAGAUGAGGAGCUUAACAGUUGUACUGGAGUUGAAUGGUUGAUGCUUGCUGCCAAGCAAGGGGAAACAGAAGCUGUUAAUCAGUUGCAGAAAUGUUUAGCAGAAAGAAAAGGCAUCACUUUGGAGAAUGAGGAGGAAGUGAAGAGAAUAUCAUCAGAGACUGACUUGGAAAGAGCUGUAAGGAAAGCUGCCUUAGUCAUGUAUUGGAAAUUAAAUCCAAAAAAGAAAAAACAACUCGCUGUUUCGGAGCUAUUAGAAAAUGUUGGCCAUGUUGAUGACGAAGACAUCGAGAAGCCGCCUGGCCCAAUUCCAAAGUGUGUUCAGAAGCAACGAAGAAUGCUGGAGCGACUGGUGAGCAGUGAAUCUAAGAAAUUCAUUGCCUUGGAUGAUUUUGUUGAAAUUACCAAAAAGUAUGCAAAGGGCAUCAUCCCAAGUAACUUCUUUGUACAAGAUGACGACGAUGACGAAUUGGCAGGAAAGACUCCAGAGGAGCUCCCACUUCGACACCGGGUUAUAAAAUAUCCACUCCAUGCUAUUAUGGAGGUCAAAGAGCACCUAAUAGAUGCUGCAUCUAAAGCAGGAAUGCACUGGCUAUCCACCAUUGUUCCAACACAUCACAUCAACGCACUCAUAUUCUUCUUCAUCAUCAGCAACCUGACAAUCGACUUCUUUGCCUUUUUUAUCCCAUUAGUGAUCUUCUAUCUCUCCUUCAUUUCCAUGGUGAUUUGCACCCUCAAAAUAUUCCAAGAUAGUAAAGCGUGGGAAAACUUCCGUACCCUCACCGACCUACUCCUCCGCUUCGAACCUGAUCUGGACAUCAAAGAAGCAGAAGUGAAUUUUGGUUGGAACCAUUUAGAGCCAUACCUUCACUUCCUGAUCUCUGUAUUCUUUGUCAUUUUUUCCUUCCCUAUAACUUGCAAGCACUGGAUACCAUGCUCAGAAUUGGCUACGGUCUCUGUUUUCUUUAUGGUGACUAGUUAUUUGAGUUUGGGCACAACUGCUGAACCAUACACGCGAAGAGCUUUGUUGACAGAGGCUGCUGCAGGUUUCUUCUCCCUGUUGAAGGUUGUUCCUUUUAAUCUAGGACAGCUGGAUCUGUUAUGGAAAACAUUUUAUAGUCUCCCGAUUGGCCACUUCUUUGUGCUGAACCUGAGCGUCCCUUGCCUUUUGUUUUUGUAUUUGUUCUAUCUUUUCUUUAGGAUGGCACAACUGCAGAAUUUUAAAGGUACAUACUGCUACCUGGUGCCUUACUUAGUAUGUUUCAUGUGGUGCGAACUCUCUGUGGUUAUUUUACAAGAAUCAUCUGGCAUUGGCCUAAUUCGUGCCUCAGUUGGUUACUUCUUGUUCCUGUUUGCCCUUCCCGUUCUAAUAGUAGGUAUUACAGUCAUCUGUCUCAUUCACUUCGUAAAAUGGUUCAUAAUGCAAGACCUCCUGAAGAUUGUGGUCACUCUUAUGCUAGUUGCUAUUCCUUUGCUUUUCCAUUGGUGGACAAGGGCCAGGGUUUCUGUCGUUGAACUUGUGAAAUCCCUAACCAAGAGUUCAAUAGUUAAACUUAUUCUGGUAUGGUUGACGGCCAUAAUGCUGUUCUGUUGGUUUUAUGUGUACCGCUCAGAGGGGAUGAAAGUGUACAACUCCACCUUGACAUGGAAUCAGUAUGGGUUUGUGUGUGGGCCUCGAGCUUGGAAAUCUACUAAUAUGGCACGCACUCAGAUUUUAUGUAGUCAUCUGGAGGGCCAUAGAGUGACAUGGACUGGAAGGUUCAAAUACGUGAGAGUAACUGACAUUGAUAAUAGUGCCGAAUCAGCGAUAAACAUGCUUCCAUUGUUUAUUGGUGAUUGGCUGAGGUGUUUGUAUGGUGAAACCUAUCCACCAUGUGACCCCAAAAACAUUACCUUAGAAGAGGAGGAACUCUGCCAACUAAAGUAUCUGACGAAAUAUGACUGCCACAUGAAAAGGUUCGACCGCUAUAAAUUUGAAAUAACAGUCGGUAUGCCUUAUAAUGGUGUGAAUGGAAGUAAGCCUGUAGAGGAGGAGGAUGUAAAGAAAGACAUAGUGUUGAAAGCCAGCAAUGAGUUUAAGAAAGUCUUGCUGAACCUGAGACAAGGAAGCCUGAUUGAAUUUAGUACAAUUCUGGAAGGCCGCCUUGGCAGCAAAUGGCCUGUAUUUGAACUGAAAGCCAUCUCAUGCUUAAAUUGCAUGUCUAAACUUUCCCCUGCAGGGAGACAUGUGAAAGUAGAGCAUGACUGGCGAAGCACGGUUCAAACUGCUCUCAGGUUUGUGUUUAAUUUUUUCUUUUCCCCUUUUUUGUCAGUUGCCUCCUGAGCUUGACUUGAACUUGCACUAUUAUAACCAAAGAUAUGGCUGAAACACAACCGCACAGCAGUGUUUCAAAAGAACGUCUCUCGUUCUGAAUAUUGCACCUGGGGCACACGCACUCUUAGUAAUUCUGCUGCAAAAAUAUGUUUUAAAAGUAGACCUCGUAUGCAUAUUACAGGCACAGAGUUAAAUGAAAGUUAAUGAAACACUACUCCAAAUAAUUCACCCUUGUGCUCUUAUAAUCCUACACUAAUAUGCAUAAUGUAAAGCUGACCUUGUGUGUGACAAUUUGUUAAUACCAGUUUCCCAUCGUGAUCAACUGUGAAUCGCACAUAUGGUAAUUCCUGCGCAGGAAUUACCAUAUGUGCGAAUUCACAGGUAACCACUCGGG
Molecule: messenger RNA, 3117 nt
Organism: Anolis sagrei ordinatus
Lineage: Eukaryota; Metazoa; Chordata; Lepidosauria; Squamata; Anolidae
Gene: WFS1
Product: wolframin ER transmembrane glycoprotein
Biological process (GO): endoplasmic reticulum unfolded protein response; calcium ion homeostasis
Cellular component (GO): endoplasmic reticulum; endoplasmic reticulum membrane
Molecular function (GO): protein binding
Source: RefSeq, a predicted model, not a curated record